Parastagonospora nodorum SN15 is the source of this 1015-nucleotide messenger RNA. RefSeq lists its product as hypothetical. Gene Ontology annotation, cellular component: mitochondrial small ribosomal subunit; ribosome. Gene Ontology annotation, molecular function: RNA binding; structural constituent of ribosome. The transcript is spliced from 2 exons. The record is from RefSeq and is a predicted model, not a curated record. The coding region runs from base 26 to 1015 and encodes 329 amino acids. NCBI's taxonomy places the organism in Eukaryota, Fungi, Ascomycota, Dothideomycetes, Pleosporales, Phaeosphaeriaceae. Gene Ontology annotation, biological process: translation.
CGUUUCGAUCACUACCGGAGGCGACAUGGCGAGCAGAGAGCUGUCAAGGAGUUUGUGGAGGGCCGUUGAGUGCCUGGGAACCCGAUCACGACCGCAAUGCGAACGGACGAUUCGGCGAGCUCAGAAGAGCGUCCAGCCCAGGAUUUCGCGAUGCAUCUCGACAACGGCUUCCCGAGCCGCUGAGGUCACAGAGGAAAGACAGGACCCGUUCUCAGCCGCACCGCCAAUCGAUUUCGACAAUGCGGAUGGAGCAUCAGGGGGCAAGAGCAGCAAGAACAUACUGCGGACACUGCGCGUCGUGCCAGCAUCGCCAUCCUACUUCAGCGCAAAGCCUACCUUCACAGACGAUUUCCUCUCCCUCUCGGCGCUGCUCCGAAAGGUUGCGACUCUCCCCACGAUAUCGCCCGCCGAAGCGCCCAAAGUCGCGUGGAAGACGAUUGACCAAUACCGCAUCAUGACCAACGAGCCCGUCAAGACACAGCGCUAUCACAAGAUGCUACACAUAUUACGGAGGCUGAACUGCAUCCAUCCGAAGUUGAUGCCCAAAGAGGUUUCGCAGGCGAUGCUGCGGUACAAGAAACCCAACCAACCUGGUGACAUAAAACCAAAGCCUGGGGUUAUAGACGAGCUCGGCCGGGCCAAGGGUGUUGGGCGGAGAAAGACCUCAUCAGCCGUUGCCUGGCUCGUGGAGGGCGAGGGUGAAGCCUUGAUCAAUGGCAAAUCCUUGUCGCAAUUCUUCGGACGGUUGCACCACCGCGAGAGCGCUGUGUGGGCAUUGAAGGCCACCAAUCGGCUAGACAAGUACAAUCUCUUUGGACUGUCCCAAGGCGGCGGCUUGACAGGUCAGGCAGAGGCCAUGACACUGGCUGUAGCAAAGGCAUUGCUGAUUCACGAACCGGCGUUGAAACCCGCCCUGCGACGAGCCGGUUGCGUGACUCGCGACCCGAGGAAGGUGGAAAGGAAGAAACCAGGCCAUGUCAAGGCCCGCAAGAUGCCUACCUGGGUCAAACGUUGA